Dictyostelium discoideum AX4 is the source of this 3804-nucleotide messenger RNA. RefSeq lists its product as hypothetical. The record is from RefSeq and is a predicted model, not a curated record. The coding region runs from base 1 to 3804 and encodes 1267 amino acids. Gene Ontology annotation, biological process: retrograde transport, endosome to Golgi. Gene Ontology annotation, cellular component: cytosol. The transcript has a single exon. NCBI's taxonomy places the organism in Eukaryota, Evosea, Eumycetozoa, Dictyosteliales, Dictyosteliaceae.
AUGAGCUUUUUUAAUAGAUUAAAUAAGAGUGAUGUAAAUGAAGAAGAUUCAAAUAAUAGUUUUUGGAAUAAAAAAAAGACAUUAGGUAAAUCACCUACAAAAACAAAUCAACAGCCAUGGAUUUUAGCAACAGCAAGAUCUUCAGCAUUAAAAACAUCAGAUCCCACCUCUGUUGAUAAUACUGAAAAAGAUGAUACAAUAAAGAAACUAUCUUUCACAUUGGAUGAAAAAGAAGAUCUACUAUUACCAAAUAGUAAUAAUGAUAAUAACAAUAAUAAUAAUAAUAAUACAUCCACAGGUCGUAAUAAAAGUAAUGAUGAUAUCCCAAAGGUUCAAUCAACUCCUUUGGAACAAACACAACUACUAGAAAAAGUAUCCACACAAACAACAGAACAAACUAUAUCAACUGACUCCAAUCCCAAUGAAUUGGCAGCAGUAAAAAUACCAACUGUUGCAACUACACCAAUAAUAACGACACCAACAAAAACCACAAUAACUACACCAACUUCAAAUGCAACAACUACAACAACCAAUACUACACAAACCUCAACUUCAACAACAACAACAACAUCAUGGUUAUCAUCAUCAUCAUCAUCAUCAUCAUCAUCAUCAUCAUCAUCAUCAUCAUCAUCAUCAUCAUCAUCAUCAUCAUCAUCAUCAUCAUCAUCAUCAUCAUCAUCAUCAUCAUCAUCAUCAUCAUCAUCAUCAUCAUCAUCAUCAUCAUCAUUAGGAAAAAUAAAUACAGUAACCACUAUUGAAAAUAUUGAGUCAUCAACAAAACCAACUCCAUCUAAACCAAUACCACCACAUAAAUCAACCCAAUCAACACCACAAAAGCCACAACCACCUUUAGCAAAAACAACAACAACAUCAACAACAACAGCUACUACUAAUACUACAACAAUAGUGUCACCAAUUAAGCCAAAACCACCACAAAAACCAACAACAACAACAACAACAGCACCAACACCACAACAACAACAACAACAACAACAACAACAACAACAACAACAACAACAACAACAACAACAACAACAACAACAACAACAACUAAAAUCUUGUCAUUUUAUAGAGAUAAAAGAUGAAGAGGAUGAAAAGAAAGAGAAUCACACACAAAUUGUUGAAGAAGAAUAUAAAAUUAUUAAACCAAUGUCAAUUGAUGAUAUUGAUUUUAGUACAAAACCAAAACCGCCACCAAGGAAAUCAAAAAGUGAAAUUAUAAAAAUUAAAAAAGAGAUUGAAGAAGAAAGAGAAAAGGAGAAAUCAAAAAAAGUAUCAAAAACACCUUCCAAAAAGAACCGGAAUAAAUUAACCUCAUCCUCUGAACCAGAUCAAUCUCCUUCAUCUUCACAACAAUCAUUAUCAUCAUCAUCAUCUUCUUCACAACAACAACAACAACAACAACAAUUACAAUCAUCACAAGAAAAAAUAAAAACAACAACAACAAAAUCAAAUAAAUCAAAUAAAGAAUCAAAAGAAAUUAUAUCAACAGAUCCAAGUAUUACAAGAAUACUAUCACAAUCAUUUGAGUCGAAUGAAUCACAUUAUGAAGUUGCAAAAAAUAUAAUUAAGCAAUUAGAAACAUCAAAUGAUCCAAAAGUUAUAAUGACAACAAUGAGUCAGUUAGCACAGAUUGUAACAGAUCAGUGUGACGACUUUACCUUGAUUUUAAGAUCACAUAGUUUAUUCUUACCCCUAUGUGAUUGUUUAAUGAAUUUAUGUUUAAAUAAAAUUAAAUUAAAUAAUAAUAAUAAUGAUAGUAAUAUUAAUAAUGAUGGUGAAGAUAAAGUUAAAAAAACUAUAACACCACCAUCACAAAAAAAGAGUAAACAAAAAUCACCAUCAACUACAUCACCAAUUAAAAGGUCAAAUACAUUUGAUUCAGUUGAAUCAAUUAAAAAGAAUAGUAGUAAAGAAAAUAAAGGUAUUAAUCAAAAUGUUGAUUUAUUAUCAUUAUUUUUGUCAACAAAUUCUUCAUCAACAUCAUCAUCUUUAUCCAUUACUACAUCAUCAUCGUCAUCAUUAAGUACUGAAUUUAAUGAAAUUAAUAAUUGUAGUGAUGAAGAUAAUAAAAAUGAAUGGAAACCAUUAUUUUUAAAAAAAAAACAUAAAUCAAAUAGCAAUAGUAGUAAAAUUACAUCACCAAAUUCUUCAAUCAAUAAUAGUAAUAAUAAUAAUAAUAAUAAUAAUAAUAAUAAUAAUAAUAAUAAUAAUAAUAAUAAUAAUAAUAAUAAUAAUAUUAAUAAUAAUAUUAUUUUAAAUCAAAGAGAAAUAAAAGCAAUUAAUUUAGCAAGUUGUUUUAUUUUAUAUGUAUUUUCAGGACAGCAAAAUAAUAUUGAACAUUUUUCAAGGGAUACAAUUGAAUUUCUAUAUCAACAAUCAAUUAAAAUCCCAGAGAAUUAUUUAUUAGAAUUUUAUACAACACCAUCUAAACUACCAAAAUCACCAAAAUCUCCAAAAUCUCCAACUAAUCCAAACAAUGGUAAUAGUAAUAAUUCAACAUUUCGUAAAGUGCUUGAAUUAGAGAGUAAUAUUAUAUCAAAUUUUCAAGUACUAGUAUCUGAUAGAGUAAGAUUCUCAGUAUCAACACCAUCAUUAUCAUUGGCAACUUUAUCGAAUUUAGCAUCUAAUCAUAUUAAUCACUCAAUGAAAUUAAAGUUAAAAGAGUUUGGAUUAUUAGAUGGUAUGGUAAUUCUGUUAUCAAAAUAUAUCGAUUACUUGAAUCCAAUAUUAGAUUUAACUUUAAUAUCACCCAAAUUAAUUGGAAAUAUUGAAUAUAUUUUAAAAAUUAUUGAUCAAUGUUUAAUUGGUGAUAUAAAAUCAAAUAGAAUAAAAUUACUCUCAAAAGAUACAUUGGCAAUGUUUAUAACUUAUCUACGUUAUCUUUACAUUGCAAUCAUUUCAAAUCUUGAUCGUUUAGCUGGUUUAGAUAUAAAAAUAAUUGGUAGUGAAGCAAUAAUAUCAAUUCUAAAUAUUUUAUUAAAUAUUACUCAUGAAAAUUUUGAAGCUUCAAAAAUUAUUGGUAAAUUAUCACACCCAUUUACAAUUAACAAUCAUAAUAAUAAUAAUAAUAAUAAUAAUGAAGAAGAAAAAAAGAAAAAAAAAAUAUUUAAUGUUGGUGAAAGUGGUGGUCACGGUAUUAAUUUAGAAUUUUCAGAAUAUUUACAAUCAUUAUUAAAUAAUGGUAAUGGUGGUGGUGGUGGAGGUGGUGAGAGUAAUUUUAGUUUAAAGAAAAUUAAAUUUUUAGAAUCAAUAGAGAUUAAAGAAAACUUUUCAUUUAGAGUGAUUAUUCAUUUAUUGAAAUUAGAAGUACCAGAGAAAUAUGAUAUUGGUCAAUUGUGUGUUUCAUUGUUAGUGAAUUUAGUUGAAGUGAAUCCAGAGAAUAGAGAAAUCUUUCAUUCAAUGGAUGGUGCAAUAGAUUCAAUACUUCAAUUAUAUCUAUGGAGAACGAGUGAUAAUAGAAUUUUAACACGUGUUACUACUAAAACUCAAGAAAAGAUAGCAUCCUCUUAUUUAAUCAUAUUGAUUGGUUUCUUAAUUAAGGAUCAUGAUGAUAAUAGGAAAUUGGUGUUAUCAAAAUUACCAAAUACUCUAUUUGAUGAUCCAAUUCAAUUGUUAUUAGAUUUCAUUGAAUUUCAAUUCAACAAUUCAAUACUUUCAAUUGAUAUCUAUAAUUUGGUUUCAAAUUUAAUUAAUGAUGUAUUCCUAACAAAUCAAAAUGAAUAUUCAAAUGAAAUUAAAUUAAAAUUUAUUUCAUUUAAAGAAAAUUUUAAUAAGAAAUUUAAUUUAGAUAUAAAUUCUUAA